Peronospora matthiolae is the source of this 1674-nucleotide messenger RNA. Lineage: Eukaryota; Oomycota; Peronosporomycetes; Peronosporales; Peronosporaceae. The record is from the annotation of a GenBank genome assembly.
AUGGAAUCAAGCGACUCCGGCAAGUGGAAAGAAGCGUGUGACUCGGAGUUCGACUCGCUUCAGAGAAACGACACGUGGGAAAUCGUGCCUCUUCCGAAAGGUCGCAAGGCCAUCGGGUGCCGAUGGGUUUUUCGUGUAAAGGAGAAUCAAGAUGGCGAAGUUGAACGUUUCAAGGCAAGACUUGUGGCCAAAGGAUUCUCACAGAAAUUCGGAGUUGACUAUGAAGAAACUUUCGCACCGGUGGCCAAGUUCACAUCGAUUCGUGUGGUGCUCAGUAUGGCGGCUAAGUACGGCCUGAUGCUACAUCAGAUGGACGUCAAGACAGCGUUUCUUAACGGCUCCCUCAACGAAGACAUCUACAUGGACCAGCCGGACGGAUACCUGGAUGCAACACAGCCGGACUAUGUGUGCAAGCUAAAGAGAUCACUCUACGGCUUGAAGCAAUCGCCUCGCAUGUGGAACCAAACAAUCGAUGGGUUCAUGAUCAAGAUGGGAUUCAAGAAGUGCGAAUCGGACCACUGCAUCUACAUCAAGCGAGACGACCAAGACAUGAUUCUCGUGGUACUCUACGUCGAUGAUCUCAUCCUGGCCAGCAGCAACAACGAACUCCUCAAGUCAACCAAGAUGGCGCUGAGCAAACGCUUCGAAAUGACGGAUCUCGGUGAGCUCGAUUACUUUCUCGGCAUGGAGAUCAAGAACGACCGUAAGACGGGAAUGGUGACUGUACAACAAACCAAGUUCCUCAAGUCCGUGUUAACCAAGUUCGGAAUGGAUAACAGCAAGCCAGUGAAGACGCCUCAAGAUCCCGGCCUGAAGCUAACCAAGAACAUGUGUGAACAAGAAUGCAAGCACGAAGACACCAUGUGCAACGUGCCAUAUCGAAGUGCUGUCGGAGGCAUCAUGUAUCUCAUGGUCGCCACACGUCCGGAUCUAGCUGCUGCAGUGGGAUCAUUAUCCCAGUUCUCGUCCGACCCAUGCCCGACUCACUGGCAAGCUUUGAAGCGUGUGCUGAGAUACCUGCAAGCAACGCCCAAUCAUGGUCUUGAGUUUACACGUGAAGAAGGAAGCCGUAUCUGCGGGUACACCGACGCAGACUGGGCCGGCGACAUUGAGUCAAGACGAAGUACAAGCGGCUAUGUGUUCAUGAUGAGCGGAGGAUGCAUCAGCUGGAAAAGCCAGAAACAACGGACGGUCGCGCUAUCUUCAACAGAAGCAGAAUACAUGGCGCUUUCCGAAGCAACCAAAGAAGCAGUAUGGCUCAAAGUGCUUUUGGGGGAACUUGGUGAGAUGACAAGCGACGAAGCGAUCAAGAUGUAUGAAGACAACCAAGGAUCAAUCGCUCUCGCCAAGAACCCGGAGUUCCAUAAGAGAACAAAACACAUCGACAUACGCUACCAUUUUGUGCGUGAGAAGGUGGAAUCAGGUGAAGUCGUUUUGGAGUAUUGCCCGACUCAAGAUAUGCUGGCAGACAUGAUGACCAAGCCGAUCGCCGCUGUACAAUUUGAAAACAUUCGCGAUCGACUUGGGAUCCAAGGUGCCGCAGCUAACGAGUCGAGAGGGAGUGUUGAAAAGACAGCGGCUGUAAAGAAGACACCUCGUCAAGCUGCGUCAAGUGUUGAAGCAAGUGGAAGACCAAGCCUCGCUAUACCGGUGGGUACCGGUAUGUACCAGUAA